Molecule: messenger RNA, 1168 nt
Organism: Poecilia reticulata (guppy)
Lineage: Eukaryota; Metazoa; Chordata; Actinopteri; Cyprinodontiformes; Poeciliidae
Gene: sfxn4
Product: sideroflexin 4
Biological process (GO): mitochondrial transmembrane transport; monoatomic ion transport
Cellular component (GO): mitochondrial inner membrane
Molecular function (GO): monoatomic ion transmembrane transporter activity
Source: RefSeq, a predicted model, not a curated record
UCACGUGACUAAAACGGAAGUCUCGUUUUAAACAUCUUGACCUCAGCAGCAUGAGAAAGGCAUGCUUUUAGGAUUACUUUUCAGUGGGUUGUUUUACUUUAAUUUCUGUAAACUUUUAUUUUUUUGUUCGUUAUGGAUGCUAAUCUGCUGCAGUGGAAAAACCAAGGCCAGUCUUUCCUCAGCAGGUUGAGGACGUGGGUUUGUCUCCUGGAUCCAUCCCUGCUGCUCUCCUCUAAUGCUGAAAUACUGAAAGCCCAUUCUCUUAUUGGAAGUACAGAGAAGCUGGAUGGAAAGGAUGAAGCGGCAGUGAACCUCUCACUUUCUUCUUCCCACCCUGGUUCUGGUGCAGUUCUUCCACUUUUCUUCCGCCCUCCAGCAUAUCUACCAAUAUCAGGACCUUUGGUCGUUGCGAGUCUUUUGCCUCACAGCGGAGUCAAAGCGGCGAUGUUCUGGCAGUUUUUGCUGCAGAGUUACAACGCCGGGUUCAGCUACGUCCACAGAAACUCUUCAACAGAGAAGGAGAAGACGACGUCACUAACGCAGCUUCUGCUCAUGGUGGGAACCGUUUCCUACACGACGUGUGCUGGGGCUCUUCCUCAGAUUUUUAUCGACAGACUCCGCAUAAGAAGCCCUCCGCUGCAGACGCUCUGCAGGUCCGUUCUGCCCAUCCCGCUGUCAGCUGCUCUGGCGUUCUUCAACGUUCUCACCGUCAGACACCAGGAAACGGAAACGGGGAUCCAAGUGUUCGAUUGUAACGGAAACCCUGUUGGUGUCUCCAAAGCAGCAGGGUCAAAGGCCGUGUGGGAAACUGCGCUGUCGAGAGCUGUGCUGUUUGGGACGACUGCUGUUGUUCCUAACCUGCUGGUUUUAUUCCUACAAAGGAGUAGAUUUUUCCAGAGGAACUCUCUGCUGAUGGCGCCGUGUCGCCACAUCAGCGUGGCGCUCGUCUUCGGAUUGAUGAUCCCCGUCUCCUUCAGCCUCUUCUCGCCGGCGGGAACGAUAAACCGGGAGAGCGUGGAGGAGGAGCUGCAGGCCGGAGCGUCGGGCCAAACGUUGUUCUACCACAGAGGACUGUGAGGAGCAAAACCUCUGGAAACAUCCAUCCAUUUUCUUUCACCCUUGUCCCUCAGUGGGGUCGGGAGGGUUGCUGGUGCCUCUCCAGCUAACG